Molecule: messenger RNA, 651 nt
Organism: Cyclocybe aegerita
Lineage: Eukaryota; Fungi; Basidiomycota; Agaricomycetes; Agaricales; Hemipholiotaceae
Source: the annotation of a GenBank genome assembly
AUGACCUAUGACCAGGAACAAAUGUGGAAGGGUGUCAAGGUUGUUCAACAGCUGCUCAUCAUUGACUGGUGCUCCAAGAGUUGGUGUCUCAGCAACAAGUACUAUAUGGCAGCAGAAGAAUGCACUAUCCAUCCAGGGACCCCCAGUUUCUUCUCUGUGUGGUUCCAGCAGGCUACCAACAUCCAUGAGUCCCAGGAGGCAAACCUCCUCAUAGUGGUGCAAGCACUGCAUGGAAAUGUUCUAAUUGACAAAGGUGCCAAUCUUGAGGAUAUCCUAGAGCUCUGGGCAUUACUGUUCACCAGCAUCUCCAUUAUGAAUAGCUGCCAGACACCUGUCCAUCGUGACAGUAGUGGAGGCUUUAAAUGCAUGGACCUCCUUGCGAUAGUCAGCCCUUACACAAAUGGCAAGAUGGAUAUCCCAACAGUCAGCAUCUGGGUCUGCUACUCAGCAGGGACAAUGGUCAGUAUCACUAGGAGGGCUUUACUUCAUGCCACCGAAGCGACGGGUGAAAGAGCAUGCUUUGCCUACUACAUGAGACACAAUGUCUUGAAACACCUCAACUUGGAGGAGCCAGGAUGGGCAAAGGUCUCAGAUAUUAACGACAUGGUUGCAGACAUGAUGGAGCCAGAUGCAAAGCCCAAAAGACAGUGA